Messenger RNA from Spinacia oleracea (spinach), 710 nucleotides. RefSeq names its product agamous-like MADS-box protein AGL82. The coding region runs from base 156 to 710 and encodes 184 amino acids. NCBI's taxonomy places the organism in Eukaryota, Viridiplantae, Streptophyta, Magnoliopsida, Caryophyllales, Amaranthaceae. The record is from RefSeq and is a predicted model, not a curated record. Gene Ontology annotation, molecular function: protein dimerization activity; DNA binding. The transcript has 2 exons.
AUUUAUGUCCUUAAAUGAACUACUCCGUAAUAUUCAGACAUCAAUUUCCAGAAGUGUAUAAUCAAGGAAGCGAUUAAACUCGAUCGAUCACUUUUGCAGUAAUCAAAUUCAGAUUAUCUCCUUCGAUCCUGUUAGGACGAUUGAUCAACGAAAAGAUGGGCCGAAGGAAAGUAGAUACGACACAGUUGUUACAAACCCAGAAAACCCUAAUAAAAGUUUUCAAGCAAAGAAAAGAUGGGAUCUUGAAGAAGGCGUUCGAGCUUUCAACUCUGUGUAAUACCGAAGUUGCUGUAAUAAUCUUCGGACCGAAGAAUGGUGAUCCUCCAUCAAUUUGGCCUAAGGAUUCAGAUAACCUAAUCAACAUACUUAAGAGGUUCGAGAACGAGAAGACGAGUAUCAAGGAACGUCGAAAAAGAGCUACAAAUAUGAACAUCCCCUGUUUUCGCAACAAUAAAGAUGAUGCGGGUGACAAUCCCAUAUGGAAUGACAAAUUUGAUAGUUUCUCAGUACAGGAAUUAGUGGGUUUGCUUUCUUCUUUGGAAACUAAGAUUAAUGUUGUGAAUGCUAAGAUUAAUACAAUGAAAAACAACUCGGUAAUUUUGCCGCUUAAGUUCGAAGAGGUGCAAUCCAGUGGUGUUGGUGCAGGGUUACAGCAAGGGAUGAUGAUGAUUGUUAUGGGUCGUUUUGUACGACGUGAGGUCAACGUUUGA